AUGUCUGAAAAUCGAAAUAUUGAACAUCUUCAAUUUUUGUCCGAAUUCUAUUUGAAUUUAAUCGAAUGCCAUCAAAUUCAGCUGAAAAUUUCGGAACGCGAAAUUUCGCAAAAUUCGAAAGCGAUGAAGAAAUGGAAUGAAAAUAAAGAGAAGGUAGGUUUUUUCAAUAAAAAAAUGUUAUAAUCAAAACUUCGACUGAAACUUUGAAUUUUUAUUCCUAAAAUCCACGGGGAUCAAAAUAAUUUCAACAAUUCUACAAAGUUUCAAAUUUGUAUUAGAAAAUCCACGUGGCAACUCUUUCCCUACAAAAGUCAAUUUUUUCUAGAUCUGUGAUCUCUACGAAUCUUGGCUCACUGAAUUACUCGCCUGCCAACUGUCCAGUUUUGAUGACGUGGCAAAAACCAGAUAUUACAUGAUGACAUCAGAUUGUUAUUGGUUUUUAGCAAAAAUGAACAAACCUCGUGAGUUUCUUUCCCUUUUUUCUAUGAAAAUUUAAUUACUUCUAUCUAAAAUUUGAAAAAAACCUUAUUUUUAGCACAAGCUGGUCGUCUUUCAAAUUAUUCUCAAGCUUGUGAGGCAAUCGAAGCACUCUUCAAAAUUCUCAAUGAUUGUUUGGAGCCAACAAAUCAAUUCUAUCAACAUGUUCUCGAAAAAUACGAGAAAUUAAUUGUGGACUAUAAAAAGGCAUUGGGAGAAAAUACAUUGAAUGGGAGAUCUUCGAAAACUCCAUUUGGAAUGAAUACGUGGGAUAUUUAUAAAUGUAGAGAAGCUAUGAAAAAUCUCGAAGUUCUUCAAUCUUAUCGAAAUCGAACGAGAUCUGAUCCAACUACUAGAAAAACAUCUGCACAAACUGCAUUGUCAAAUCAAAUUCAACAAUUGUCAAGAAUCAUUCUGAAUACGUUGGUGUAAAAUUUAUACAUUUUAUUUUGAUCUCAAAAUUUGUUGUGGAAUAAAUGUGAUAUUUUAUGAAGAACAACUAAAUAUACUGAUUCAGAAUAGAAAAUGAAUAACAUUGAAAGUGUUUAUAGAAAGCAAGUUGAAUAUUAUAGAAAUCAUCAAGGAAAUCAAGGCGAAUAA
This is a messenger RNA of Caenorhabditis angaria, 1077 nucleotides long. The record is from the annotation of a GenBank genome assembly. NCBI's taxonomy places the organism in Eukaryota, Metazoa, Nematoda, Chromadorea, Rhabditida, Rhabditidae.